GUUCCCGUCGGAAAAAAAAAAGUUUCAAUUUUUAGGCCGAAACCUCCAUUAACGAAGGAAGGAAGCAGCUAAAAAAUGGCUGCGAUUGUUCAUGCAGUUGCUCCUUCUAACCAAACUUGGGAUUUCAGCUGUAACUUGGAUGUGAAUUUUGAAUCUGAAGAACAUGCUUUGAUUGCUUACACAGCAUUGUCUGUUGAUAAAGAGUUGCAACCUGAUAAAGUGAGAAGAGUUAUGUCUGUAUCAAACAACAAGCUCUCUGUGCACUUUGAAGCAAUAGAGGCAAGGCUUCUUCGAGCAUCGUUCUCUGCGUUUGUAGACGUUCUUACGUUGGCCACAAGAACAAUUCAAGAAUUUGGGCGAAACUAAAACACCAAUGUGAAAAAAGAAGUUUGAUUCUUUCCUCAUUGCCCUUCAAGAAGUCAAUUACUGUAGUGUUAAUCAAACAAUGUAUUAGUAUGGUGUGACUUAAUCUAGACAGAUGAUAACAUUUAAAGCUUUUUUAUUUGACUACGUUUUAUCUGUGUAAUCUAA
Messenger RNA from Eutrema salsugineum, 531 nucleotides. RefSeq lists its product as uncharacterized. The coding region runs from base 76 to 366 and encodes 96 amino acids. The transcript is spliced from 4 exons. NCBI's taxonomy places the organism in Eukaryota, Viridiplantae, Streptophyta, Magnoliopsida, Brassicales, Brassicaceae. The record is from RefSeq and is a predicted model, not a curated record. Gene Ontology annotation, cellular component: EKC/KEOPS complex.